This is a messenger RNA of Teleopsis dalmanni, 1738 nucleotides long. RefSeq names its product putative phosphatidate phosphatase. NCBI's taxonomy places the organism in Eukaryota, Metazoa, Arthropoda, Insecta, Diptera, Diopsidae. The record is from RefSeq and is a predicted model, not a curated record. The transcript has 6 exons. The coding region runs from base 245 to 1435 and encodes 396 amino acids. Gene Ontology annotation, molecular function: phosphatidate phosphatase activity. Gene Ontology annotation, biological process: phospholipid metabolic process; phospholipid dephosphorylation; signal transduction.
UAGUCUCAAUAACUUUAAACUUAAUUAUUGAUUUUUGCUUGUUUUUGAUUGAAUACUCAUGAAACAUUCUCACAUUUGCGCUCAAGUUCAGUGUCAGUUCAAAUUAUGCUAGUAUUCUCGGAGUAAGUUUCCGUCAAGUGAAAACUUUUUCGUUUCGUUUCAAUACACAUAUUUGCUUUUUAACAUAUACGUUGUUUUACUGAGACCAUUCACAGCAAGCACGUUUUUUUUCAACUACUUCAAAAUGAGUAACGAUUCGUCCGCGAGUGAAACAACACCACUACGUCGGCCCGAAAAUCAAUUAAGUGAGGACGUAAGAAACAAUAUCGCCACAACGUCUCAACAUUCGCGCAAUCAAAACGUGGACAACGGGCUUCAAACAAAUAAAAAUCAUAACUUAAACGGUAAUAAAAGUAAUAAUAUCAGCUCAGAUACAACUGUAACGUUAAAUAAUAGAAACAAUAAUAAUUUUGAAGUGCACUUAGGUAAUAGUAUUAACAACAACAACAACAACAGUACCUCCCAAUUAAAAAUGGAAACAAAUAAAAGAAUACUGUAUCGAGUUGGCUUGGAUGUGCUGAUAUUAUUGUGCGUUGGUUUUCCUAUAUUGUGUUUCUUCUUGUUUGGAAGUGCAUAUAAACGUGGCUUCUUCUGCGAUGAUGAAUCACUUAAACAUCCUUUUAAAGAGUCGACGGUGCGAAAUUGGAUGUUAUACUUUAUAGGCUUAGUGUUACCCAUUGGAGCGAUAAUUAUUGUGGAAGUAGUGAGAUCCAAACAUAAUGCCAAAACUUCAAAUGGCAACAACAUAUCUCGACCCUAUGUAUUUAUGGAUUAUGAAAUACCAGAUUGGAUGGUUGAAUGCUAUAAGAAAAUUGGAAUAUUUGGUUUCGGGGCAGCGGUUUGCCAAAUGACUACUGAUAUUGCGAAAUAUUCCAUUGGACGUUUAAGACCACAUUUCUUUGCGGUAUGUCAGCCUAUGAUGUCAGAUGGCAGCACCUGUGCCGAUACUUCUAAUGCCGGAAAAUAUAUACAAGACUUUCGCUGCAUUGGUGAAGGCUCCUCUGCUCGCAUGUUAAAGGAAAUACGUCUUUCGUUUCCUAGCGGACAUUCUAGCUUUACAUUUUUCACUAUGGUUUACUUAGCACUUUACUUGCAAUCUCGUAUGACUUGGCGUGGUUCGAAACUGCUGCGACAUUUCUUGCAAUUUAUAUUUAUUAUGAUUGCUUGGUAUACUGCUCUGAGUCGUGUUUCCGACUACAAACAUCACUGGUCGGAUGUGUUGGCUGGAUCCACAAUUGGUUCACUUUGUGCUAUUAUUGUGGCUAAAUAUGUAUCUGAUCUCUUUCCGGAUAAAUCAUUAAAAACGUAUGUGCUACCGAAAACAAAUCAAGAUGUGACGCCACAGACGACGUCCAGCACUGUAAAUGGUCACUAAAGCUGUCUUAAAGUACCUUAAAGUAUUUUAGUUUUUACAACAGAAAUUCCAAUUAACUUAAGUGAAUGUAAUUAGUGUUGUGAUGUGGACGUGAGGAACUACUUUCGAAAAGAAAAGCAAUCUAAGCUAAGCUUUUAUGUGAAAAAUUUUUUUAAGAAAAUUUUAGGUUGUUAAUUAUAUAAACAUAAAAAAUAUUUGUGUAUAUACAAAUUUAUAAGCACAAUCCAGCACCCAAGUGUCUUCCUUUAAAUUAAUUUAUGAAAAAACAAAACAGAAAUAAUAAAAAUGAACACUUAUAAAAUA